GGUGGGGAAGGCGUUUGCUGAGCUGCAUGGCCUUGCGAGUGCUGACGGCUGAUGUUUCUGUUGUCGACUGGCCAACCAGCGUCGUAUGACCCCAUCAAGACGUGCAUCAAGGUGGCCGCGGAGAGGAGUGGGGGAUUUGCGGGCACACUGACGAUGGCGUCAUGUCUAGUACCGAUAUCAUCGGCAGUUCUCACUACACCCUUUCUUUCCCCCCCCCCUCCCUCCCUCACUCCAGUGUCGAUUCCAUGCCAACGCGGGAAUUGCGAUCACCGACAGCUUUGUCAAGCUCGGCUCUCUUGGUACAGUGACGAGUGGGGCUACGGCAACCGCGUCGUGGAUGUGAUCAAGCACAUCUCGAAGAUGUGAGCAGAAAUGAUGGUCGUGGGGACGUAAUCCUCCAUAUCUUCUUUCGUUUAUUUUACAUGCUCGCUUCACACCGCAAGGCGCAGAGAGGUGACGUCUAUACGUGUGUGUGUGCAUGUGCAUAUGUGUGUGUGCGAUCUUGUUGCCCGCUGUUUUGUUAUAUUUGGCUGUUCCCUUCCUCUUUUCUUUGCCUCUUUGCCUUUCGGCUAUGUGCAAGUGGGUCGAUAUGACACACGGGGGUGGGGCCAGCCGCCGCUCAACCUACAUCCACGUGGGCGGCCUUGUACGCAAAAGAGGUUCUUUAUGAACAGGGGGAGUCUUGUAAGGAAGAAGAUAUAGAAAAACGAUUUUUUUUUCCCUUGUUUUCUUUCUGUUUUUUUUUUUCCCCGCUUUUCCGCUCUUAUAUCCUUGUGACGAUAUACAUNGACGAGUGGGGCUACGGCAACCGCGUCGUCGAUGUGAUCAAGCACAUCUCGAAGAUGUGAGCAGAAAUGAUGGUCGCGGGGACGUAAUCCUCCAUAUCUUCUUUCGUUUAUUUUACAUGCUCGCUUCACACCGCAAGGCACAAAGAGUGUACGUCUAUACGUGUGUGUGUGCAUGUGCAUAUGUGUGUGUGCGAUCUUGUUGCCCACUGUUUUGUUAUAUUUGGCUGUUCCCUUCCUCUUUUCUUUGCCUCUUUGCCUUUUGGCUAUGUGCAAGUGGGUCGAUAUGACACACGGGGGUGGGGGCAGCCGCCGCUCAACCUACAUCCACGUGGGCGGCCUUGUACGCAAAAGAGGUUCUUUAUGAACAGGGGGAGUCUUGUAAGGAAGAAGAUAUAAAAAAACAUUUUUUUUUUUCCUUGUUUUCUUUCUGUUUUUUUUUUUUUCUCGCUUUUGCGCUCUUAUAUCCUUGUGACGAUAUACAUACGUACACACACACACACACAGAGAGAGAGAGAGAGAGAGAGAGAGAGAGAGAGAGAGAGAGAGAGAGAGAGAGAGAGAGAGAGAGAGAGAGAGAUGUGCGGAUCAUUUUUUGUGCCUGUCGUUGUUGCUUUUGAGGGUUUUUAUCGUAGGGUUCAGGUUGAAAUCUUUAUUCGGGUGUGGUUCUAUCUCUGCCCUUGUUUCCUUUCUCCUGCUGCAUCUUUACGGAAGCCUCUGCGCGUCUUGAGUGUAAGUCGUGAGGUAGUGACGUCAGCAGUAAUUGUUGAACAACAUCUGUCUGAAAUACACCUUAGCUGUGGGCGAUCACCGGCUUCACGACGGUUCGUGUAAUUACUCCGAUUGCGUCUCCGACUUCACGAGAGCUAACAGGUGAUAGCCGGUGUGAGUCCGUGAUGAUCAGGAGGAGGAUGAAAACGACGACGACGACCAUGAUAAGAUCAUGAAGCGGGUAGUUAGUCAACGUGCAUGGCGAUGGUUUAGUAUUUCGCAGUUGUUGCUCGCUGUCGCACUUACGGUCGCAUGGCAUAUCGAAGGGACCAACUUGAAGUGUGGUUCGGUCGCAGUCCUUGCCGCCGCCGCGGCCUACUCCCCGUCCAACGUUUCCUCCUUGGAGCCGCCGUCAUCCUUGKCGUGCGGWGAAGGUAGCGGCUGUGGCACUCGGGGAAUUGCAUGGAUGCUGGAAGACGAUGAUCAUAUGCAUCAGUACUCUCGACGUCAUCCCUGGGCUGAUGAGCAGUACGUGCAUCCCUACGGCCAUCGCCGUCGUCAUCAUCCUCGCCAUCUUCUGUGGGAGCAUCGGCAUCACUGUCAGCAUCGUCGUCAUCGUCGCUGCUGGCGGAGGCAACUCGAGGCUAGUGACGCAAGUCGCAACCUACAAUUUGAAAUCCGUGACGAGGAUCUGUUGACGUUACGCGAAAGUCCGAUCCGCAAUUCCCAGCCGGAGUGGAACGCAAGUGAGGUGAGUUGGUCGGACGUGUGGUCCCUCUCGUUCUCACCUGCGGACCGGUCGUUGUUCUUCCUCAUGAGCGAUCGGUUAUGGAGGGUCAAAACGGCGGAGCCAAUGGGAAGCGGCGGGGGUAAUGUGUCGCUUGUGAGAGGGCCCUGGCGACCGCCAGGCCUUGGAGGCUUUUGUCGAGCGUUUGCAUUGAUUCCUGAUGGAGUGUCACGGGUAAAGAACAAUUCGCUGAACCGCAUCGCGAUAGUAGCGGACGACUUCAACCUCUCUUUGAGAGCGUACAACGUGGACAACGGUUCUGUUCCUCCUCCGCUCUCGGUUCAAGAUUAUGCCAUGGUUACCCUAGGGGAAGCAAUCCUCAGUUUGGCUUGGGACGCGAACCGUCGCGUCUUGUACGGAUCGUCCCGCAGUGCACUCUACCGAAUGAACCUUUCGGUCAGCGAUGGACGGAACGUCGAGCUGGAGAGGUGGAUAGGUCCAGAUUGGAACCCCAGUUCCCCUGAACUCCGGGACAGCAGCGAGGAUCCUAGCUCCGUGAGAUUCAAUCGUCCCUACGUGAGCUCGUCCGCCAUAUCCGCGGACGGCGAGCUCUUGUACGUGGCAGAUUGGGGGAAUUCGGUGAUAAGACGGGUGAAAACAGCCAGUCGAGCUGUGGAGACGAUCGCUGUCAGGGGCACAGGUGCUGGUGCAGAGUUUGAGAAGCCCGUGGGGCUGGCUUUAAUGUCGGACGGUUGCCAUCUAUUUGUGUCAGAGUAUGACGGAGGACGGCUGCAGGUGCUCACAUUCCAGUAUAGUGGUGGGCCAGCUAUCAGUUGUCGCACUGUGGCCAGGUCAAGUCGUACGGACGGAAAUGCCGGUUAUUUGCUGCUGGGAAUGGCGAUCUCGCCGGAUGACGAGGUGCUGUACGUAGGAAGAGCGUUUUUCGAUAUUUUGGAGCUUGGCGUCAAUAAAUCGGCUCUCCCUCCUUGCGGCAUCUUGGCCAAGCCUACUACACCUCGUCGUCCUUCGGCAGGAGUCGUCAUCGGGGUUGUGGCGUCUUCCCUUGCCGUUCUAGCUGCUGUUGCUGCCACCAUCGCGGAGAGCAGGUGGCACUGCUUGCGAUCCCGGUUCAAGCAAGGGGGACGACGAGACAGCGGACGGGGAUCCAGACGGGAAGAUGACCUGGRGGGUUCUUYGMUGUGGUCGUCCUCUGCGUGGACCACGUGGAGCCAGGAGAAACGGGAGCAGCAGAAGUCGGCAGCAAAUGACGGAGCCGUGAUUCAACUGAGACGGCCUUCCCUGGUGAAAGGGUACGCGUUCGAGGAGAUCAGGGAAGCUUGCGAUGGCUUCAGUGCGGCGCGAUUGGUGGGGAGGGGGGGGGCGGCKGASGUGUACAAGGGACAGCUCAGCAACGGGCAAGUGGUGGCGGUCAAAGUGAUGAAGGACAAUUUCUCGAAGGCGAUGUUUCGGCAGUUCCAAGCGGAGCUGGACGUUCUAGGCACACUUCGUCACAGCCACCUGUGCAGCAUCAUCGGCUUCUGUGAAGAGGGAGGGAAGUCGUUGAUCAUCUACUUCCCGUUCGCGGAGGGAGGGACGCUGUACGAACAGYUGSACUUCCCUCCGACUGUCUCUACGGCCGCCGCCAAGCGUGGCCUUGGCCAAGAGGAAGAGGAAGACAGAUCUGRCMACCAUCCGGUGGMAACGCGUGGGACACAACGGGAGGGAGAUAGGAUYGGCAACAGCAGCAGCUCCAGCUCCGGCCGUACAGGGCAGCGAGCACCGCUCAGCUGGCAAGAUAGAGUCUCCAUUGCCSAGCAGAUCGCUAGAGCACUGCGCUAUCUUCACGAAGAGGUAGACCCGCCGGUGAUUCACAGAGACGUCAAGAGCAAGAACGUGCUGCUGGGAGGUGGACCAACAGGGGGAGGUGGGGGGGAAAGGGAGGGCGAUGGGGGAGGAGGCAKGARGACAGGAGUGAGGGCUUAUCUGUCUGACUUCGGUCUGGCGAAGGUGGGGCGAAGCGUUUUUGGUCAGUUGCCAGCAGGCGAGACCGUGGAGACGUACAACGUGGCAGGGACACUGGGAUACAUAGCGCCCGAGUACUACACCUCAGUCCGACUUACGACCAAGAAUGAUGUUUACUCUUUCGGGGUGGUGCUGAUGGAACUCGUAACGGGUAGAAAACCAUUCGGUCGGUCACCGCCUAUUGCUGGCAGCGAGACUAGGGAGGAGAUGGAGAAGGAGGAGGGGGACGUAAGUCUGGCGUCCUGGGCGACCAGAGUACUUGGUGACUCUGUACCCCUCAUCACCGACGGGGAAGGACAAGCCGAGUCGCAAAAAGCAGUAAUGCCAGCACUCAAAACCGAGAUAAACACUGGGGAAAGGUUUAUGGAUCGUAUUCGGCAGAUUGCAGAUCCGGGGCUCCACUGGGCAGACAGAAAUGUGGACUGGAUUGCUGUAUGCGGCAUGGCAGAGAUCGCCAUGGCCUGCAUCUCGCGCAGUCCGGAGCAGAGGCCGCGGAUGAGUCUCGUCAUAGAAAGGCUAACUCGUCUGACUGGAUGACGACGGCAGAUCUGGACGGUGAUGAUGAAAUUCCCGGGACGCAUCUAGGGACCCAAUUGAUCCGGCAACGUUGAUGGCCCACGUCGUUACAGGUUGACAGGGCUUGGAAGUGCCCGGCCAUUGGAAAAAUCAACCUGGCAUAGAGAUCUGGGGAUGCUUUGGGGCGGGCAUCCUAAGGCUUGGACCCCACUGGCCGGAGGCUGGAAAAGGCACUUGGCCGCGAAAAGCUGCCCAACGUCGGUGGAAAGGAAUUGGGACAACAGUCGAGAUGAGAUACCGACAACACCAAGAACAGCCAUCAGGGGCUGAGGACACAGAAGCAGCUGCUCGGUAUUUGGCAUUAUGCUAGGUUAGAUUGGCUCAAUUUCGUCUAUAACUUUGUUUUUAAGCAGAAUUUUUUAGGUUAUAACCGUGUCUCACAGGGUAUAAUAAUCGCUUGCUGAUGUCAGGGUGUUUACAUUACCAGUAUUUCGUGGCUAGAUUCACUAAGGAAGAUUUCUGCGGAAAGAUGAAAUCCGUAGUUUUCUAGGCUGGCACAGACUCUGUCUGUCAUCCACGGACCCGUAGUUUUCUAGGUAGGCUUAAACUAUGCUUGACGUUCUGCCUUUUGUAUGUAGGGCACCACCAUUCCUUGAUUUACGUUGUUGUACGCUGUUGUCUCCCCGAAAUUCGUACCACAUCUGUUCCGGUGCGGACGCUGCCCUUAGUGUUUCGUUUUUAGAAAACACGUAUUAUUGAAGUACUUUAGGACUGAGAGGGAGGGAUAAUUGUCAUCUCCGAGGUAGGGGAGUAAAAUUGUCAUUUUCUUCUCUCGUUUGUAUUAGGUAUUCUUGCCUUUUGAUAAGUUGGUUUUCUUUAUAGUCAUUAUAAGAAUAGCCAGUACGAAGGAGCAAGGGGAACACCAAUGGUAGGAUGAUACGAGAGACCCGGUGAAGAGGAAACUAGAGUUGUAUCCACUGGGUGCCUGGUGGGAAACCCGUCUUGGCAACAAAGGCUCUGUACAGGGUUCCGGAUAGUGAGGAUGUCAUUGAGAGGGUAUCCCUAUGAAACCUGCACAGUCAAUCCUCUGGACUCCAGAGUAAUCAAUGCUGGCAGGUGUUCUUUUUCCUUAUGUUCACAUUCAUCACCCUGUAUAGGGGACGCUGGACCCGUUUUCCAGCAGGUGACGCUCCCCACCAAUAGAUGGAGCCUCCCCUCUGGGUGCUAGUGGUGACUGCUCUUAUCAGCAUCACUAGCACUGCGAGGGCAUGUGUAUUUAAAAAAAAAAAAAAAGAAAACAGAAAAAAGAAAAAGGGUAUCCCUACAGCUUAUUCGUCUAUCGACAGCGGCACUACGGGGGCAGUGUGAGUGCCAUGGUCAGUGGUGGGAACGUUAGUCGAAUGUAGUUAUUACAAGAGUAGGUAGCACGAGGGAGCAGUGGGAACACCAAUGGUUGGGCGAAAUGAGAGACCCGGUGAAGAGCAAACUAGAGUUGUAUCCAUUGGUGAUGAUGGGAGGGUAACCCUACAGCUUAGUCCUCCGGCCUAGCUCCUGGUCUUUGAGCUUAUAGAUAGUUUUAAUUCCGGCAGCCAGGUGCCUCUGUUCUUGGUGGAGGUGCAUUUAGUGUUGUUUUUCAGAAUCGUUUCUACAGUGGUUUAUGACUGGAAAUAAAGGGAAUCUGGUGAUACGCGUGGAAUUGCUAAUUACUGUAGCGGCGCCACCUUGUCCAGUGAGAGUGUAACAAGGGGCGGUGGGAACGCUACUGGUCAGAUGGCACGAGAGAACUGGUGAAGGGCAAACUUGAGUUGUACCCAUUGCGAUCGCUAUAUCAAGAMGGUCCAAGGGUGCGUGGUGGGAAACCCGUCAUGGCAGCUCAGGCUCAUUACAGGGUGCUGGGACAGUGUGGGUGAAAGGAUAGCUCGCCACAGCGGGUCAUGAGCGUGAAAACAAGGCAAUCCUUACUAUAAGUUCAGGGUGAAACCCACGGAAUUACUAAUAGCGGCGCCUUUCUGAGCGGUGGGAGGGUAUCAAGAGGCAGUGGGAACGCUAUUGGUUAGGUGCUACGAGAGAACCGAUGUGGAGCAAACUUGAACUGUACCCAUUGUGUCCGCAAAAAACGAAGGUCCAAGGGUGCGUGGCGGGAAACCCGUCAUGGCAGAUCAGGCUCCUUACAGGGUGAUGGAGCAGUGAGGGUAACAGGGUCGUCCCUGUAGCUGUGAGAGGACCAGUGUCGGCGCAGUCAAUGAACUGCUUUGUUUUUGGAGAUUGGUUGGUCCUAAGGGUUGCAUUUCGUUUUUGAAAAUCGAUUGGCAAUAGUUAUUGCAGACUUGCAGAUGGAAAUUGGCCCGUAGUUAAGGGCUAGAGUGUAGACUGGUUGAGUAUUUGGCAUCGUUGUUAGGUCUUCCAGUGGAAUUUCUUUCAGGAGAUUUAGGUGAGUCGCAGAUAGACUCCCACGAAGCGAAGUCGGGUAAUGCUCCUGGACAUGAAUGUCUGUAGGAUCAUGGAUAGAGAGAUAGCUUGUCCAUUUAUGUCUUUUGGUAGAUUUCAAUUGUCUAUUUUUCUCCCUUCCUUCAGAAAUGGCAAGACUGUUGAUAGGAGCAUGGGACUCUGGACUCGGUUUCCAGUUAGCCUCUCUGAGGCUUGUUUCUCCUUUCCGGGUUGAGAUGUGGAGGGAUUCCCGGCCUCCUUUUGCCUUUAUAAUGAAAYUAUGCUAUUUCU
Molecule: messenger RNA, 7479 nt
Organism: Chara braunii
Lineage: Eukaryota; Viridiplantae; Streptophyta; Charophyceae; Charales; Characeae
Source: the annotation of a GenBank genome assembly